This is a messenger RNA of Oncorhynchus keta (chum salmon), 7941 nucleotides long. Its product is annotated as alpha-protein kinase 3-like. Gene Ontology annotation, cellular component: nucleus. Gene Ontology annotation, molecular function: protein serine/threonine kinase activity; ATP binding. Gene Ontology annotation, biological process: cardiac muscle cell development; protein phosphorylation. The coding region runs from base 572 to 6976 and encodes 2134 amino acids. Lineage: Eukaryota; Metazoa; Chordata; Actinopteri; Salmoniformes; Salmonidae. The transcript has 16 exons. The record is from RefSeq and is a predicted model, not a curated record.
GUUUUAGAGGGCACGUUUUCCAAUGGUAACCAAGUCACACACUUGUGGUGGCCUAACUUGCUUAACCCAAGUUGUAACAUUUGGAGGACAACCAACUCUUAGAUGGCCUUGUGGCUUCUGACUAAGCAUUGUUCCCUAUGGAUUUAUCUCCUCCACAAUGCUGGAACAGAUAUCAUCAAAACUCUUUUCUACGGAUUUUUUACCAAAGGGAGUUUUCCUUGUGGUUGUGGGGUAUUGUACUUAAAAUGGUUCGAAGGCUAGUUUUGUAAGAUGUGAUGUGCUCUUGUGCCUAUUUGUAGGCCUGUUAUAAAUAGGUUUGGCAGGGUACGCAUGCUCAUGUUUGUUUGGAAAUUGCACAGUGCCUUGAGCCGGAGAGAGUGGUGGGUCCUUAUACAAAGAGACAAAAGGAAAGCUAUGAAUGCUGCUAUCUCCCAGAUUUAGACCAUAACAGAUUACAGCCACAGAAGAAAACCUAAUUUCUUUGUUGGAUGUACAUCAUCAUCUGUUGCCUUCUCUGAGGAAGUUUCUCCUGGGAAUUUAAGUUUGAAAGAGAAACGGUAUCUGUUGGAGAAUGAGUUCCAGGAGGCUGAUGACCCGCUCCUACUCUGCGGGGGACGGGAGGUCCAGCUCCCACAAUGGAGAUGAUGUCAUAGGGAGUAGCAGAGCCAGCAGCCGCAGCUACCUCUCUGAUGUCAGGCCUGAAAACAGCUACUCCAGUCACAGCUAUUCUCAGUACAGGCCAUCAAGGAGCACACUACAUUGUGUCAUGGCACAUUUAACGGAGGAGACCCAGCCAUCCUUUGAGACGACAUUAAAGUCAAGAGCCGUAUCUGAAACCUGUAGCAUCAAGUUCACCUGUGAGGUGUCAGGUCACCCCGCUCCAGAAGUGACAUGGUAUAAAGAUAAUUUGCAAUUGGACAGAUACUGUGGACUACCUAAAUACAACAUUUCCCACAAUGGAAAAAACCAUUCACUGCACAUUUACAAUUGCACUAUGGAGGAUGCAGCCAUCUACCAGGCGUCAGCCAGGAACAACAAAGGCAUUGUGUCCUGCUCUGGAGUCCUUGAGGUGGGGACGAUGAGCGAAUACAACAUCCACCAGCAGUACUUCGCCAAGAUUAAACUGAAGGCCGAAAACACACGCAGAGAGCUGGAGGAGCCCAAGCCAUGGGACAAGGAGAACCACGGGUCUCCUGGUAGUCGGCAGGAAACACUGAGGACCAUCAGUCCAGACCGGUCCCAGAGGAAGCGACGGUCCCCAUGGACCCCAGCCUCAGUGCCCCCAGCUUUAUGGAGGAUGAAGUGGUUGAGGAGAGCACUCAGGCUCAUGCAGGGAGGCAGAUGCCAGGCUACAGGACACACCCGUGGUGGGAGAAGAAAACGGGAAUCUAACAGGGCUGGGUCUUCCAAUGUCAAUGGACAGGCAGCCAUUACAGAAAAUAGCAGCAACAAAGGCCGGACAUAUGUUUACGAUUCAGUGCAGAAGUCUUUUGCUCCACACACACCAAAAGCAUCACUGGCCAAGAAGAAGAUAAAGAUCUCCAAUGGAGAGGAUAGUGGGAUGACGGCUGAUAGCCAAGCCGGGAAGAAGCCAGAGGAGAGAGGGAUGAGUGAAGAAAGAGAGGUCAGUAGGACACCCUGUCUGGUUGAGUCCUCACCCUCACUGGGGUCAUCAGAAGAGGCCCUGGAAGUGGAGAGUGCUGUUGAAACUUCAGCCUCAGAGAAUGUAAAAUACAUGAAUCAGUCUGAGAGAGCCCCACUGAACAACACUGUGUCAGUAAUGGAAGAAGUGAAGGUCCAAGUGAAGGAGAAAGUACCUGUACAAACCCCACCACACAACGGAGAGCCUAGCAUCCUGUCUACUUCUACUGGGCUCCUCUCUACAGGGGAAACCAUCUCAGGGAAUAAGAGUCAGAAUGCUGCAGUGUCUCAGGUGACCCAAAAUGUUGGAAAAAACAAUAUUAUGGGGAGUCAGAGUACAGUUCCUCCUGUCACCUCAUCACAACCAAGUCCUUCAGCUAAACUAAAACCACAACCAAGUCCUUCAGCUAAACUAAAACCACAACCAAGUCCUUCAGCUAAACUAAAACCACAACCAAGUCCUCCUUCAGCGAAAUUACAAUCACAACCACGUCAACCAAGUCCUCCUUCUGUGACGUCACAACCACAACCAAGUCCUUCAGCAAAACCACAGCCACAACCAAAUCCUCCUUCUGCGAAACUACAACCACACCCAUGUCAAUCAAGCCCUUCCGUAAAAUCACAACUAGGCCCAUCAUUGCCACCACAACCAGAUCCUCCUUCUGGGAAACUACAACCACAACCACGUCAUUCAAGUCCUUCAGUAAAACUACAACCAGGUCCCUCAGUAACACUACAACCACAACCAGAUCCUCCUUCUGCGAAACUACAACUACAACCACAACCAGAAAUACGUCAACCAAGUCCUUCAGAGAAACUCCAAGCAAGUCCUUCUGCGAAACUACAACCACAAUCACAACAGAGUCCUUCUGCGAAACUACAACCACAACCACGUCAACCAAGUCCUUCAGAGAAACUCCAAGCAAGUCCUUAUGCGAAACCACAACCACAAUCACAACACAGUCCUUCUGCGAAACUACAACCACAACCACGUCAACCAAGUCCUUCAGAGAAACUCCAAGCAAGUCCUUAUGCGAAACCACAACCACAAUCACAACAGAGUCCUUCUGCGAAACCACAACCACAAUCACAACAGAGUCCUUCUGCGAAACUACAACCACAACCACGUCAACCAAGUCCUUCAGAGAAACUCCAAGCAAGUCCUUAUGCGAAACCACAACCACAAUCACAACAGAGUCCUUCUGCGAAACCACAACCACAAUCACAACAGAGUCCUUCUGCGAAACUACAACCACAACCACGUCAACCAAGUCCUUCAAUGAAAUUACAACGACAACCACUUCAACCAAGUCCUUCCCCGAAUUUACAACCCCAACCAAGUUCCUCUGUCACACCACAACCACAAGCAAGUCCUUCAGUAACAACUCCACAGGUUUUGAGCAACACACCAGAGGACAUUAAAAUCCAUCAAAGCAACGUAACAGACAUGGAGGUAGACGAUAAGCCUUCUGUCCUGGAACACCUAAACAGCACCACUACUCCCCUAAAAGGUCAAACUGAAUGCCCGGGGAAGGAUUCAGCAUCAGUGCUUGAGGUGCUAAACUCAGAUACGUAUUCCAUUCAUGGAACUGGAACUGCAGUUGAAGUUGCUGGGGAAUCAGUGGAGUCAGUACUAACAUCACCCUGUAAGAGCAGCGAGGCUGUCUCUGCCUUGCCUCAGCGUCUGUGUGAACAGUCAGGAGAUAAGGUGUCUGUGGAGGAAACAAGCACGUGCCUAAAGAAUGUGUCUUUGUCUCGGCUGCCUGCGCAGCUGCACGGGGAGGUUACACAGAACCACAGACAGACAGAGAGAGAGUGGAAGGGAACACCUGUCGGGCAAGAACCUGUAAUACUAACCAUCCGGAGAAAGCUGGACGGACAAUCACCUUCGCCACGACAACGUUCUCCAUCGUCAUCGGAUAGAGAAGUCACAGCAAAUGCCAACAAACGGUCUCCUACUUUGCACAAUCCUCCGAGCCAAUCGUCCUCUGACAAAAUGACGCAGGGCACACAGGAUCAUUCCAGGGGAUCAAAUGAGAGCUAUACAUUACCUUUUACAGAGCCACUAAAGUCACCCCUGGAAAGCCCGGGUGUUGGUGAGAAAACCUUGGGGUGUAGUGUUUCCUCAGUAGGCCAGCAAGGCCAAGUUGAGAUAGCUAUAAAAACCGUUGGUGAGACAGAAAUACAAGUUAAAGUACAGGGUAAUAAUUUGGCUGAGAUAUAUGCACAGGGAGGCAGUUAUGAGAGAAGAGCUGACAUGGAAACAGUUUAUAAAGUUAGCAAAGGUCAGGAAGGUGAAAUUGAAAGACUUACGAAAGCACCUGAAAAGAAAACCGUUGAAAGUAUAGCAGUGGCUGUAUGGGAUGAGAAGAGUAUACCUGUGUUGAAGAUGGCAGAAUGCCAAGAUCUUUCUCUAAAUCCCCGCUUUCAGCCUAUUAUUCCAGACACAUCACAGGCGGCUGACACAACAACAAGUGUCUCAAACACAAACAUCUCAGAGCAACAACCAAAAGCCCCAACACCUGUAGCCAAAGUAAUGUCUAUUGCCGAGAUUCUAAGGUCACAAAUGGAGAAAAGUGCCCCUACAGAAGUAAGUCCAGUGCCAUCCAUUUCAGAUGCACCCAUUUCAGUAGCUACCAUUUCAAUGCCCCUUAUACAAAGUCUAAACACAGACCAACAACCUAAAUGUCCCCCAUCCACUGACAUACAGGAUGUGAGAAUGCAAAGUCCAGAGUUGAGGAUGGAUGAGACAGAGUACAGGCAGGAACCUGAGAAAGACACUUGUAAGAAGGAAACUGAUACGUCUGUCGGUUCUAUUUCAGCUUCAAAUGUAGAAUAUAGAUGUAAUACCUCUGAACCAGAACGAGUUGAGUCCCCCAUAGUUACUCCUGUGACUGAAGCCUCACCUAAAGCUUUUGUUAUUCCUCCUAUCUCUAUUGUAGACAUGGACGGCACUUUAGAGAACAGUAAUCCUCCUGUAUGUAUAGUAAUGGACAUUGAAAGUGUCAUGGAUACAGAGCGGGAGCAUCUUUUGGAUCAUAAUGCUGAUAUUAGUCUGGCUGCGGAUAAGGAUGGUCAAAAAGAGUCUUCUCUUGUUAGUCCUGAGCAGAAGUCCUUGGACAUCACAGUUCCUCCUCCAUCCAUUUCAUCUGUUACCUUCCCUGCAGAGAAACAACAAACACUAGAUACAGUCAAAGGGAUGGAUUCUUCACACUCACUUCCUCCAGUGUUCAGCAGUCGACAUGGCAGAGACAAAACGUGUGCUUCUCCCCUUUCGGAGCGUUCAACAGAAUCUAGCUCACUUCCUAGUGCCACUGAGAACCAACGUUUUUCUACACAAAAUACAGCAUUUACAAACAACAUUGCAACCCCAACAUUGCAACCUGUCAGUGAAAAACGGAGAGACUCUUCACCAGAUACUGGCAUGAUUUUAGAUCGGAGUAAAGCAUGCGAACCUGAUGUUCUUCAGCCAGGUCCUCAGACUUUACGAAGGUUUGAUACCAAGGGUUCCCCAAGUAGUGAGACACAAGGGUCAGUACCUGUUCCCACCAUUCCGUUGGAUAGCAAAAGCUCUCCAUCCAAGGAGGUGAAAGUUGAGGAAUAUUCAAAGUCAGACUCUUCAACAUCUGUCUCAGUCACUGAAAGCAGUACUGGCCUGCUGAAGGGAUCAGACAGUGUGUCCCCCAUGCCCUCAGCCACCCCACAGGAGCUGGCCUCCGGCGCUAGACGCAAAAUCUUAAUCCCCAAACCCAAAGGAGAGGACCCUGGAGCUGUUGCUUCACAGAUUGACACCCAGAGCCCCCAGAGAGAGGAGGUCCUCAGGAUGAGCUCCAGGCUAUGCCCAGAGUCCUCCUCUCCCAUGUCCCCUGGGCUGUCCCGCAGGUCGCCCCUGCUGCAGCCCCCCAAUGGCCAGCGCACCCCUCCAACAGAGAGACGCUCCCCACUGCUCAGUAGGAGGAAGCUGGCUCCAACACCAGAGACCCUCAAACAGAGCCAGGAACCUGCCCUGGAGACAACUGACACUACCAAGACUGAGGAGAAACCAGUUGAGAAGGACAAGCAUAACCCAUUCAAAGCUCCUCAGGUCAUCAGGAAGAUUAGAGGAGAGCCCUUCUCAGAUGCGGCAGGACAUCUGAAGCUGUGGUGCCAGUUCUUCAACGUUCUUAGUGACUCCACAAUUAAGUGGAUCAGGGAUGAGGUGGAGAUCGCUGAGGUUAAAAGAAGUGCAGGAGAUGAGAAUCAGGUAGCGUUGGCUAUUGUCCAGACGUCCAGCAGAGACUGUGGAGUUUAUGGCUGCACCAUCACUAAUGAAUACGGGACAGACACAACAGACUUCCUACUGAGUGUUGACAUACUCUCUGGCAUGUUUCUGCGUGAGGAUCAAGAAGUGGGAGAGGAGAUAGAGAUGAGUCCACUACUGUUCACCAAGGGCCUGGCUGACUCUGGCGUCUGGGGAAGUAAGUUCUUUGGGCGUAUCAUGAUGGAGGAGGCCCAUAUAGGAGAAGGCUGCUCCCACAAGGCCUGCAGAGUGAAGGUCAUCUAUGGGCUGGAGCCAGUGUUUGAGUCUGGGACCACAUGUUACAUCAAGGUGAAGAGCCCCAUCGCCUACUACGGAGUCAAGGAGGAGAGCAACUUGGUCGAGAGGAACCUGGCAAUCACCCAACAGGAAUGUAGACUUCAGAACAUCGCUCGUGAAUACUGCAAGAUCUUUGCUGCGGAAUGUAGGGUGAUAGGAACCUUUGGAGAAGUACUGGAAGUGAUCCCAGUCCACCAUAUGUACCGGCCUGCCAACACCAUUCCCCAUGCCACGGUGGAAUCUGACCUGAAGGGGGUCUAUCUGAGGUACUGUCUGAUGGACGCUACGGGCCGGCUGGUCAUGAGAACUGGCUCAGAGGCGGCACUGAAGUGUUGUACUCUGCAGCACUGGAUCCUCCAGUGGACCAAUGGAAACCUGCUGCUCACUCGGAUGGAAGGUGUUGACUUCAAGAUCACAAACGUUGGAAUUUCCAUCAAAUCGAAAGGGUACCAAAGUCUCACGAUCACAGAAAACCCCAAUGUGUUUGAGCAGUUUGUCUCUCAGCACCAGUGUAACUACUACUGCAGCCUCCUCAGCCUGAGGUCCCUGAAGACACAGGACUCCCUGCAGACCCCAGCCAAACCCAAGUGCUCCAGGAGCCCCCUGCUACACCGCAAGAUGGGCGGCUCCUCCAGUCCCCAGCCCUCCAGGAAGGCCACAGGAAGCCCCCGGUUGAUCAGAAAGCCAGCGCAGCCAGAGGACAGCAAAGCCACCGCCAAGCACAAGGCCGUUGAUGUUCCCAAUGUUGUCCGAAGUUAGAAUGGCUUCAUCGGCCGUAGAAAGCAAGCAGCUGCUUUUCUCAAUAAAGAGAAUAAAUGCUGAACCAGAUAUGGAAUUACUGCCAGACAUGUCUUCCCACCUAUAGAGCUUUCGGGGAGCUGGGAGCCGGUCUGGGAUGAAAGGCUGGUGACCCCUCCUACAAGCCGUGACAGACAGACAGACAGACAGACAGACAGACAGACAGACAGACAGACAGACAGACAGACAGACAGACAGACAGACAGACAGACAGACACAGACACAGACACAGACACAGACACAGACACCUGGGUCCCAAAAGAAAGAUGAGAUGAGAAAGAGAAGGCCAGGUGAAGGAAGAACUUGAAUGUUUCCAGAAAUGACAGACACUUCAUCCACAUCUUUUAAUGAAUUCUGUGUUAAAAUAAACAAUGAAAUGCCACCUCAGUUUUAAUGGGCAUGUCGCCUGUUGCCAGAAUCGGAGACAAUGAAAUUAAUGACUACACUAGUUUGUCCUUGAAAUUAUUAAAUUGCACAUUUAUUUCACUAAUGAAUACAUUCUUAAUUUAUUGAGUAGAUCACGUAUAAUUUUAGGCUAAAGCGUUCACAUUAUACAGGGAUUCCUAUUGCAUAUUAGUAAUAAUUUGGAGUAGUAAUUCACAGUAGUAAUUCACAAGGUUAGCACGCCAGCUUGAUUCAGGUCCCAACAACAUGAACAUCUAGGGGAAAUACAUUUAAAGGGAUUGUUGAAGAGUUAAAGGCUAUCUUAAAUGGUGCACAGUGCUCAGGAUAAUAGUUCUGUUAAGAAAACUAUGCCCUAAGAAUGUAGCGUAUAUUGUUUUCCAUGACACUGUGAAUAAAAACGUGGUGCUUUUUAUACUGUAAAUGUGCCUACGUUUUCAUGUUACAGUGUAUGACAUUCGUAGAAAAUGCUCACUGGAUGCAAUGGCUGUAAAUUAAAAUGAAAUAUAUUGAAAUUAAGCCUC